Symsagittifera roscoffensis is the source of this 3226-nucleotide messenger RNA. RefSeq names its product lon protease homolog, mitochondrial-like. Lineage: Eukaryota; Metazoa; Xenacoelomorpha; Acoela; Convolutidae. Bases 24 to 3140 code for a protein of 1038 amino acids. The record is from RefSeq and is a predicted model, not a curated record. The transcript has 21 exons. Gene Ontology annotation, biological process: protein quality control for misfolded or incompletely synthesized proteins; mitochondrion organization; chaperone-mediated protein complex assembly. Gene Ontology annotation, cellular component: mitochondrial matrix. Gene Ontology annotation, molecular function: ATP binding; single-stranded DNA binding; ATP-dependent peptidase activity.
CUUAUUAAAUAGUUGGUUAGUUAAUGUUGAGAGGCGUUAGAAGGCCCGUAAGGCUCUCAGCACAGCUGCUGUAUGCGCCCUCUAAAAAUCCCCUACCAUACUCAAGUCUGUCAUCAUUCAAACUGUUAAAAACUACUCGUUUAAUUACACUUCGUGAAAAACAGUCGGCAUCAAAUUUGGGUCUCAACUCGUCAGUUUGGCCGAACUAUUAUUGCAUUCGACUAGCGUCCAGCAGCUCAAACGACGAUGACAAUCGGGAUGACAGACCAACGAAUGGCGGAGGUAGUGGGGACGGUGACGAUGGGGGAAAUGGGGAGGAUGAAAAGUUGGAUGAGAUGAUUUCGAAGUUGGAUAAGGAGCGAGAUGAGGAUGCAUCUACAGACGAGAUGUUUGAGGAUGAUCUAGAUGCAGCCAUAAACGAUGCAAUUAACGGAGCGGACUCGGAAACGGAAACUGGACUGCAAGACCUCCGUCAGAGUGUGUUCGGAGCUACUACACAUAGCAGUUCACACGGAGGAGGAGGGGGAGCGAAGUCUCCGACCAGUCAACAGGUGCCAGAACAUGUGCCAGACCUGCCGGUGUUGUUGCUGACUAAGCAGCCGCUCUUUCCACGAUUUUCUAGAGUUGUUGAGGUCAAUGACCCGAACUUAGUGGCGCUGAUCAGAAGAAAACUGUCCCUUGGAUUCCCAUAUGCUGCAGUCUUCUUGAAAACAUCAGACGAGUCACAGUCGGAAUUGUGUGUGAGUUAUGAAGACAUUUACAAAGUGGGCACAUUUGUGACUAUCAAUGCAAUCCACGACUUCGGAGACAGACUACACUUGGUGGUCGUCGGACACAGAAGAAUAUACCUGGAUGAACUAGUGUCAUCGAUCAAAGAGGGAGACAAGAACGAUCAACUCGACCAUGAUGGAAUUAUCGAGACUGAAUAUGAAAUUGAUUCUUCAGGAUCAUCAUCAUCAUCAUCUACAGAAGAUCAGAUUUUCUUGACGUGCAAUACGGAAAAUAUUUCACACUUGCCAUUUGAAACGACCCAGGAAGUCAAGGCACUGACUCAGGAACUGGUGAAAACCAUCCGGGAGACAGUGAAUAUCAACCCCCUCUACCGGGAGACCCUGUCCCGCAUCAUGAUGAUGGCAGGCCCCUCCUCCUCCCAAGGUGGUGUGUUUGACAACCCAGUAGCCAUUGCGGAUCUAGCUGCUGCCCUGACCACCGCUUCCAGUGAAGAGCUGCAAAGAGUUCUAGAGGAAAGAGAUGUGCUCAAACGUCUCUACCUCUCUAUGGAACUGGUCAAAAAAGAACUGGAGCUAAGUCACCUCCAGCAGAAAAUAGGCAAGGAGGUCGAGGACAAAGUGAAAGGUCUCAACCGCAAGUACAUGCUACAAGAACAGCUCAAAAUCAUCAAACGGGAGCUGGGACUGGAAAAAGACGAUAAAGAUUCGGUGGUUGAGAAGUUUAGAGAGAGGAUUGCUAAUUCGGAGUUGGUAAUUCCUCAGGAUGUGCUGACUGUGAUAGACGAGGAGUUGGCCAAGUUGGGCUAUCUUGAUCAGCAGUCAUCGGAGUUCAAUGUGACGAGAAGCUACCUGGACUGGCUGACUAGUUUGCCAUGGGGCAAGUGGACUAAGGACCAGCUGGACAUAGCUAAAGCGAGACACAUUCUCAAUGAGGACCACUACGGAAUGGAUGACGUCAAGAAACGCAUACUGGAGUUCAUAGCUGUGAGCAGCCUGAAACAGUCGACUCAAGGCAAGAUCCUCUGCUUUGUGGGACCCCCGGGAGUUGGCAAGACAUCCAUUGCUAAGUCUAUCGCACGAUCUCUCGACCGUAAAUAUUUCAGAUUCAGCGUGGGCGGCAUGUCUGACGUGGCCGAGAUCAAAGGCCACAGGAGGACAUACGUAGGGGCCAUGCCGGGCAAGAUCAUCCAGUGUCUGAAGAAGACUGGAACUGAGAACCCACUCAUACUCAUAGACGAGGUGGACAAGAUAGGCAGAGGGGGCUUCCAGGGAGAUCCCACAUCUGCCAUGUUGGAACUCCUCGACCCAGAGCAGAAUGCAAACUUCCUCGACCACUAUCUCGAUGUGCCAGUUGAUCUCUCAAAGGUGCUGUUUAUAUGCACUGCUAAUGUGUCGGAUACUAUCCCGGACCCCCUGAGAGACCGGAUGGAGAUGAUCCAGGUGUCCGGAUAUGUGGCCGAGGAGAAACUCAACAUCGCCAAAAACUACCUGUUGCCGCAAGCGAGGCAGUUGUCUGGUCUGGGCGAGAGUAUGUUGCGAGUAAGCGAUGAGGCAGUCCUCUCCCUCAUCAAGAGAUACUGCAGAGAGAGCGGGGUGCGCAAUCUACAACAACACAUUGAAAAGAUUCUGCGUAAAGUGGCUUUGAGAGUGGUUGAGGAUAGAGAUUGUGAGCAGCCUGUGGAUGUGAGUGAGAGUAAUCUGAAUGAGUUUGUUGGGAAGCCCCUUUUCAACAGAGACAGACUCUACGAUGACUCAUUGCCCCCGGGAGUAGUCAUGGGACUCGCAUGGACAUCUAUGGGUGGAUCAACCCUCUACAUCGAGACCACAAUUAGACCUCAGCCACCACCGCCACCCCCCUCGUCCAACAAUGGCAACAACAGCAAUAACAGUCCCCCACCCAUCCAGCAGGGAAGUUUAGAAGUGACUGGGAACUUGGGCGACGUGAUGAAAGAGAGCUCAAAGAUAGCAUACACUUUCGCCAAGAACUUCCUCUGCAAUUUGCCACAGACAACUUCUAGUGACGUCACUCCAGUAACAGAUGAGAUGAAACAGUUUCUACUAUCGAGUCACGUGCAUCUUCAUGUACCGGAGGGUGCGACUCCGAAGGAUGGUCCCAGUGCAGGUUGUACCAUAGUGACUGCCCUGCUGAGUCUGGCCACUGGGAGGAGUAUCCCGGAUGACCUGUCCAUGACUGGGGAAGUGUCACUCACAGGGAAGGUGUUACCAGUUGGAGGCAUCAAAGAAAAAGUGAUUGCGGCCAAGAGAGCAGGUGUGAAUACUGUGAUUUUGCCAAAGGACAACGAGAAAGACUUCGCCGAGUUGCAGUCCUACAUCUCGGAAGGCCUGACAGUCCAUUUUGUGAGCCACUACUCCGAACUGUAUCCCAUUGUAUUCUCAAAACAAAGCUGAUCACUUUUGAUAAAUGAUUGAACGAUUUGUUAACCACUGAUUUUAUCAGAUUUGAAAUAUAAACGGUAAUUUAAAAUCUGAAAAAA